AUGUUAUUAAAAGAUUUAAAUUGGCUGGAUCCUAGAACAUUUGCUUUUAUUAAUAAACUUGAACAAUUUCCUAAAGACUCGUUGAACACAAUAUGUAAACUAGCAGAUUUAGACAAAGAGAUCAUUGCAAUUGAGCUAAAACAGUUUGCUUAUGAAGAUAUUGAAGUUAAACCCACCGAACAAAUUAAAUGUGACAAAUGCACUAAAUGUCUUCAGUGUGCAUUGAUUUUGCUCCAAGAGCUGUCAUGUCAAUCUAAUUUAUUUUGUAAUUUGUUCACAUUAUAUAAAUUUGUGUUGCUAUUACCAUCAACACAGACUACCUGUGAAAGAGUAUUUUCAAAGCUGAAAAUAAUCAAAACUAAACUUCGGUCUUCUUUACACCAAGAACAUCUUAAUCCAUUAUUGCUAAUGUCCAUUGAAAAGGAUAUUUUGAUUGACUCAGAUGAGUUGAUUGAUACGAUUGCUAACUCAUCUAGUGAACUAAAAACAUUACUGAUAUAA
Molecule: messenger RNA, 501 nt
Organism: Macrosiphum euphorbiae (potato aphid)
Lineage: Eukaryota; Metazoa; Arthropoda; Insecta; Hemiptera; Aphididae
Source: the annotation of a GenBank genome assembly